Messenger RNA from Arachis ipaensis, 1872 nucleotides. The record is from RefSeq and is a predicted model, not a curated record. Lineage: Eukaryota; Viridiplantae; Streptophyta; Magnoliopsida; Fabales; Fabaceae.
AUCUGAUGACCCAAAUUAUGUUUUGUUUCUACUACAUAUAUACAUGUAUAAUACAGGGAAAUUAUAUUAUUAUUGAAGCCAAUAACCAUAUACCCAAACUACCAUGAACUACCUACUACUUCUUCUACUUGCUUUCUUAGCUUGUGCAAGCAUUCAUGUUCUAAUAAUCUUCAUCUUAGGCACCAAAAAAUCCAAAUCCUCUAAGGAUCCACCAGGGCCUAACCCUUUUCCAAUCAUAGGAAACAUCUUAGAACUUGGUAAUCAACCUCACCAAUCACUUGCUAAGCUUUCUCAAAAUUAUGGACCCAUAAUGAGCCUAAAUCUUGGUAGCAUAAAAACUAUAGUUAUAUCCUCGCCAAAAUUAGCUAAAGAAAUUCUCCAUAAACAUGACCUAAUCCUCUCUAAUAGAUCAAUCCCAGAUACUAUUAGAGCACUUGAUCAUCACAUAUUUUCAAUGGUGUGGAUGCCACCUACAAAUCAAUGGAGGAUUCUUAGGAGGGCUUGUGCUAACAAAGUGUUCUCACCCCAACUUCUUGAUUCUACACAAAUUCUUCGUCAAAAGAAGGUGCAAGAAUUGUUGGAUUUUGUGAAGGAAAAAAAUGAAAAACGCGAAACUUUAGAUAUUGGUGAGGCUGUUUUUAUAACUGUACUUAAUUCUAUAUCAAACACUUUUUUUUCUAUGGAUUUGGGUUAUUACAAUAGUUCUAAUAAGCCACAAGAGUUCAAGGACAUAUUUUUUGGUAUUAUGAAAGAAGCUGGAAGGCCAAAUGUUGUGGAUUUUUUCCCAAUGCUUCGCAAGCUUGAUCCACAAGGUGCACGUGCAAGGAUGAACAAAUAUUUUGGAAAGUUGAUUGAUUUUUUUGAUGGUCUUGUUGAAGAAAGGUUAGGAAGGGAAAGGAAAUUAUCUAACGAUGUGUUAGAUUCUUUGUUGGAAGUCAUGAUGGAAGACAACUCACAAGUUACCCGCCCUCAUUUAUUGCAUUUAUUUUUGGAUUUAUUUAAUGCUGGAAUAGACACAACAAGCAGUAUGAUAGAAUGGACAAUGGCAGAACUUGUACGUAAUCCAAAAGAAUUAAAAAAAGUAAGAGAAGAGCUUCAUCAAGUUCUUGGAAAAGAACAACAAAUUGAAGAAUCACAUAUUUCAAAGCUUCCAUUUCUAAGAGCAGUUGUGAAAGAAACGUUUCGCUUGCACCCACCAGCUCCAUUACUACUACCACAUAAGUCACCACAAGAGGACAUUGAAAUAUGUGGUUUCAUGGUGCCUAAAAAUGCACAAGUUUGGGUUAAUGUAUGGGGCAUGGGAAGAGAUUCAAGUAUUUGGACAAACCCAAAUGAAUUCAUGCCUCAAAGAUUCUUGGAGAGUAACAUUGAUUUUAGAGGCAACGAUUUUGAAUUGAUUCCUUUUGGAGCUGGAAGAAGAAUUUGCCCUGGAUUGCCAUUAGCUUUUAGAAGUGUUCAUAUUGUGUUAGCUUCUCUUCUAUAUGGAUAUGAUUGGAAACUCCCAAAUGAAUUAGAGGCAAAGGAUAUUGAUAUGUCUGAAAAUUUUGGGAUUACCUUGCACAAAGCCCAACCUCUUCAAAUUAUUCCCAUAAAAUCAUAAUACUUAAGAAGAUUAGGGUUUGCAGCCGAGGCCUUGGUUCAAUGGCAGCAUCACCUGCCUCGUUGGGAGCUGCACCCGGGUUCGAAUCCUCAUUAAGGAAUAUAGAACCCGUAUUAAUAGUGUACCCAUGUAGUGUGUGUGAGUGUGUUGUGUGAGUGUGUAAUACAUGGAUGUAAUACUUAGGAUUGGGGUUGUCCAAUCCAUUUGACAAAAAAAAAAAAAAAAGAAGAUUAGGGUUUGAUUAAGCUAAGUUAAUAAAUGUAAGAGAAAAA